CCUCCACUUUGCGAACCGCGCUCCCGCGUGACUCCGAUGCCCCCGGGGUGGGCGCCGGCCGCCGGUGGUCUAGACAGGGCUUCGUGGGCAGAGGGGCGGGAGCUGCUCGGCUGGGCGGGGUUGGGGGCCUCGGAGGGCGCCUCCGGGAGCGGGCGUGAGGGGCGCCCUCCGGAGAGUGCCCGGGACAGCGGAGCCUGACGCCCUGGAGCCGGGCCGUAGGACCGCGUGGCGACGGGGCAGGUGUGCGGUCCCAGCCAUGCCCAGCCUCAGAGCUCGCUCUGAAGAGACAGAAAUGGAGCUCUCAGUUCCUGGAACAUCCCCUUGGAUCCCUGCAGCCCAGGCCUGUGUGAGUGAUGCCCCUGCUGUGACCCACGCUGGAUCUGCACUCUGUGAUCCCCACUGCUGUGGCUACACUGAGCCAGGAACCACCCCCCCUCACCAUCAGCAGCCAGAUUGGGACACCAGGACUAAGGGCAAAGAAUUUCUUCAGAAGAAAGAAGCUUCUGAGGAUUUGGAAUCACAGGCAGAAAUAUCAGAAAACUAUACCAGUGAUUUUUUGCAGGCACCUGAGCUUGGAGAACUGUGUAAUGAUGUACUGGAGAGAGAUUGGGGAACCCCUGACAGUGAGAGACGGGUGCAGUCACUCUACCAGGAGGGGGGCUUCACACCAGUGGCAGUGCUCCUUAGGAGCCCCUUAGAGAAGGAGCUGGGCUGUGAUGACUUUGUAAGAAGCUUCAGUCUGAGCCCAAACCCAACAGCAUCUCAGGGAAUUCCUAUAGAAGAAAGGCCACAUCUGUAUGACAUGUGUGGCCACAGCUUCCAACACAGAAUGGACUUAAGUAGCCAUGAGGGGCUUCACGUAGCCGAAAGCCCACUCAUAUGUAAUGAUUGUGGGAAAACCUUCAGAGGAAACCCUGAUCUUAUUCAGCAUCAGAUAAUCCAUACUGGACAGAAGUCCUUCAUAUGCAAUGAAUGUGGAAAAUCCUUCAGCCACAACUUAUUUCUUAAAAAUCAUCAGAGAUCGCAUGUGAGUGAAAAACCCUACCAGUGCAGUGAGUGCAGGAAAACCUUCAGUGUGCACUCAAACCUCACUAGGCAUCAGAUUAACCACAGCGGAGAGAAGCCUUAUGUAUGCAAUGAAUGUGGAAAAGCCUUCAGCCAGAACUCAAGCCUUAAAAAGCACCAGAAGUCUCACAUGAGUGAGAAGCCGUAUGAAUGCAGUGAAUGUGGGAAGGCCUUUAGACGGAGCUCAAACCUCAUCCAACAUCAAAGAAUUCAUUCUGGAGAGAAGCCGUAUGUGUGCAACGAAUGUGGGAAGUCCUUUAGGCGGAGCUCAAAUCUCAUUAAACACCACAGGAUUCACACAGGUGAGAAACCUUUUCAGUGUAAUGACUGUGGGAAAGCAUUCAGCCAGAGCUCACACCUGAGGAAGCAUCAGAGGGUUCACACUGGAGAGAGACCUUAUGAGUGUAAUGAGUGUGGCAAACCAUUCAGCCGGGUCUCCAACCUCAUUAAGCAUCACAGGGUUCACACUGGAGAGAAACCUUAUAAGUGCGGUGACUGCGGGAAGGCCUUCAGUCAGAGUUCAAGCCUCAUUCAGCAUCGGAGAAUUCACACUGGAGAAAAGCCUCAUGUAUGUAAUGUGUGUGGAAAAGCCUUUAGUUACAGCUCAGUGCUCAGAAAGCACCAGAUAAUCCACACAGGAGAGAAGCCGUAUGAAUGUAGCAUCUGUGGGAAGGCCUUCAGCCACAGCUCAGCCCUCAUUCAGCAUCAGGGUGUGCACACAGGUGACAAGCCCUAUGAGUGUCACGAAUGUGGAAAAACAUUUGGUCGGAGCUCCAACCUUAUCCUUCACCAACGAGUUCACACUGGAGAGAAACCCUACGAAUGUACGGAAUGUGGAAAAACCUUCAGCCAGAGUUCAACUCUCAUUCAGCAUCAGAGAAUCCAUAAUGGAUUGAAACCCCAUGAAUGUAACCAGUGUGGUAAAGCCUUCAACCGAAGCUCAAACCUCAUUCACCACCAGAAAGUUCACACUGGAGAGAAGCCGUACACAUGUGUCGAGUGUGGUAAGGGCUUCAGCCAGAGUUCACACCUUAUUCAACAUCAGAUAAUUCACACUGGUGAAAGGCCCUAUAAGUGCAGUGAAUGUGGGAAGGCCUUCAGUCAGCGUUCAGUCCUCAUCCAGCACCAGAGGAUCCACUCCGGCGUGAAGCCCUAUGACUGCUCUGCUUGUGGGAAAGCCUUCAGCCAGAGGUCCAAGUUGGUCAAACACCAGCUGAUCCACACCAGGGAGUGAAACGGAGUACAGCUCCAUUCCUGAUGGCUCUGGCCGUGUCCCAGCCUCACCCACCUGCCAGACUUGAAGCCAGGUUCACUUGCUCCCCUUUACUCCAUCCCACUGUCCACAAAGUCCAGACCCUCCUUCCCCUGCCAUCACUCCUCCUUCCUGUGACUUCUUGUUUCUUGUUUGUUUUGCUUGUACAGUUUGUUAUCAGACUGCCACAGUUGUUAGGAGGGAAAAGAUGAUAGAAGCUGCAUAUUCAUGAAUAGAGUUUAUUACUAUAAUCAAACAGAACCAAAAAAGUAAACUGACAUUUGGUUCAAAAUAACCACAGGAAUUCUUUUCUUUGGUUAUUAGUCAUAGAGUGAACUCUUUUUUUUUAAAGAUUUUACUUAUUUAUUUGACAGAGAGAGUGAGAGAGGGGGCAAGCAGGGUGAGUGGCAGGCAGAGGGAGAAGCAGACUCCUGGCUGAGCAGAGAGCCCCAUGUGGGAUUCAAUCCCAGAACACUGGUGUCAUGACCUGAGCCAAAGGCAGACGCUUAACUCACUGAGCCACCCAGGUGCCCCUAGAGUGAACUCUCUGUCUAUGGUUAUAAUUGAUAUUCUGCUUACAUAAAAUCAGGUCAAGAGUUUUUCAGGUCUGAUUGCAGUCAUCCUUCCCCAGAAGUGGUGUGUACUCAUUACCACCGGUUCCUCACCCUUUCUUGUCCCUCCCAUGUAUUCACUAGAUUGAGGAUUCCUGCCACCUUUCCUUUGUGCCUGAGUCUGAGGUCAUGCUUUCUUACGGUCCCACUUGGGGCUGCUGCACAAUUACACAGGCAGCUGUUUCCUACCCUCUGGCUCUGUGCCGUAUGGUCCUGGCUGUUGGCCGCACAGAGGCCUGUCCUCUCCAUGCCCCUCCUGUUCUCUUCUCAAGCUCCCAGGCUCAGUUUUCUCCCAUGCCCAUUCAUCUCAACGUUUAUGGAGCACCUGUGACUGUCCCUAGUAAGUGGGGACUGGUCCCUCCUGUUUCCCAGAGCUGUGCCCUUCUCCAUGAGCAGUGGGAGUUGUCCCAGAAGCAACACAUCUGCCACCAGAGAGACCCCUGGAUGCCAGCCAGCCAGCCCAUCUCAACUUGGGGAUAUCCUAGGUAGGUGGACAGAGAACCACCUCCUCUGUUUUUCCAGGAAGAAGGGCAUUAAUGGGCAGAUGUAGUCAGGUUUGCAGUUAGCGUAGGAAGGUAGGGGCUUGACGUCUGUGCUGUUGAGGAAGUGGAGGCACAGCCAUCAGUUGCAGUUGAGGAGGGAGAGGUUUGAAGAGGGAAGUGUGGGGAGAGGGCUCAAGGGUACACAGGUCAGGCUUGGGCUACAAUGGGCUGCCUACCCUUCUUUCAGAGGCCAUCGGAGUAACCCAUUACUGCUCACCUCCCCUCCACUUCAGCCCAACCUUCCCAAGGAAACACCCUAGAGAAGAAGCUGCCACAUUCGCAGUGUUGCUGAUAGCACUGCUGUGCUAACCCUCCAUUCCACCCCGUGCAGACCUCCAUCUGUUCACCCUCAUGCUUUCUCACCAUCAGGCAACCCUCCGUGGCUUCACUUUCCCUGUUGUUCAGCUUGGAUUCCAUCCUUUUUUCCAGUAAAUACUUGUGGGAGGCUUACUGCAUGCUAUUUGCUGGGGAUACAGGAAACAAGACAGAAAAACACCUGCCCUUGAGGACUUCACAUUCCAGUGGGUAGAGAAAAUGCCCUAGUGGCUAUGAUUGUCAUGAGGCAAAAGGAAAGCAGGAAAUAGGGUCUGGGUGUUUUGAGGAGUUCUGCUUAAAUGGGGGUUGUCAGGGAAGGCCUCACCAAGAUGUCCUUUGAGUAACAACUUGAAGCAAAUAGAAUGACCAGUGAAGAUGGGAGAUAGGGUAUGACAGCAAGAAUAGCCAGUUUUCUUGGGAAGCCAGAGCUGGGUAGUAAAUUAGGAAUGUGCAGAUUAUGACCUGCUGAAGGAGGAGGCACAAGCCACCCACAUAGGUCACCAAUUAGCUCCCUCAGCAUCCAAGCUCCUGUUUUGGGAAAGUGAAAACCCUGGGGUCUUUUUCAUUGAAGGCACGAUUUCAAUACACUCAAACAAGAAUUAAAUUCACAAGAUUUACUACACAAAGAUCCCAGAAGCAAGGGGGGCACAAUGACCCGGGAGAAGGGCAGUCUACCAUCCCAUGUCAUGAGUGAGCAGGAAAAUGAAAGCAGGGUAGCAAGCACCUGUUACUCUGGAGGUGCUUAGAGUGGAGAUGACCAGCUCAACUCAAGUUGUGAUCUCAAUGUCCACGCUCUGGGUGUGUGUAGGGUUAUCAUAUGGUAAAAUGCCUGGGCAGUAACUGGGAAAAACAAAAGUUUUUGUUUUCAGACAAAAGGCCUGAGGCCUUCUCAGAGGCCCUGAGAAGAAGCAGGCCUAGAGUGUUCAAGAAAUCACAGGUCAGUAUGGCUAGGAGUUGAGUGAGCAGAGGGAGAAGCAGAUGGGGUGGGUGGUAAUGGGCCAUAUCACGAAAGGCCUUAUGGCCAUGACAAGGACUGGCUUUUAUGCUGGGUGAAAUGGGAGAUGCUGGAGGCUUUUGAUAACUCACAUUUGAACAAGGUCAUUGCUGUGUGAAGAGGCUCUAGUGGCAAGCAUGUCUUCAGCGUUACUGCCUCCUCAACUCCUUUGCCCCUUCUGACCUCCGCACCCUUGGCAGACCCCCUGGGGCUGAGGCAUAGCUGUGGGAGGCCAGAGUCUAGACACAGGAAGGAAGAAUUGGUGUCAAGCUUCACCGACCCCUUGUCCCUACCCAGUGUCUGGGCAGAAUUGGCCAAAUUUAGGGGCCUGCUGUCUGCAGACUGAGGAAUUUCAAUUUUGGAAUAUCAUGUUUCCAAAGAGAAACUCUGGAAAGCAAAUUGUCAACUACAAUUUUUCUUUUGACUUUCUUGAUGUCCUUGGAGAUGUUUCUUGGGGAACAAGGGCUCAGAAGCCUGGGUGCCCCCUCCUUUUUGCCAGCAGAUUUCAGACCAUUCAAACCCUGCUGGACAGGAGGUGUGAGGUGUGUGCGGCAGCCUCACCCCAGGCCAGUGCCCUGCACCAUUGCCCCUCAAGCCACUUUGGACCUGCCCUGUGAUCCCUGCCCUGCUGACCUCAGUUAUCCAAGUAAUAAACCCCAUGCCCUCGUGGUGUGUGUGGCAUUGUCAGUCUUGACCUCUGAACCAAAUUGGGGGGCGGUGGGCAUCCAGCCUGCAGGUAACAGUAAGAAUUGGAGUUGGUGCUGUGAGCGGAAUAUCUACACGAUGGCACCCCAGAGUUCUACCUGCUCAUGCUUUGGCUCACUAUCCUGGCCACUGUCUGCAAGCCAGCAUGCAUUCACCCAUGCCACACAUGUUGCAUUGUCAAGUCCAACAGAGCCUUUGUUAGAGAUUUAGCUGUCCUAAAUCACUUGACAAUUACUUGGUGUUUAGGGACAGCAGUAUGGGAUUGGAGCCCUCCUUAAAGUGGCCCUGAGUUGUGUGUCUGAUCCCAGACCUAUCUGUGUACUUGAGACCAGGGCUGCAGCUGACUCUAGCUCAGGGGAGAGACCAUACCCUAUGUGAGAUCUGUGUUCAUUAGGUGGCCACUCAGAAGGAACACAUUUGCAAGGAGGCAUUAGGUGGCAUGCCAAGUGAAGUCCACACUCCAGAGAGCAGAUGCUCACUAAAACCCUUGAAUACUGCCACCAUCCCCACAAAGAUCCCGAUUCUCUGGAUUCUAGGGAAGAACACCCCCAGCACAGCCAAGAGAUUAAUUCAAACCCAAAUUAAGCCUGUAAAGCAAUUGUUGCUAUUGGAAGGCCUUCCAGCUGCUGAGGCCACCUUGGUACAGUAUAAAGCCAAACCUGGGCCCUCUGGCAUAUUCCACAUGCUGAAGGGGCAGCCUCCUCUGUCCUCAGUUACUGCCGGAUGCCAGGGUGUUGGAGGGCAGCCCUCCUCAGACCCUUUAACUACCUGGGGAGCCUCUUGGGAUGAACUAAGUGAAAAGCAGUGAGAAUUCACAGACUAUACAAGCAGUGCUGCCAACCACCAUAGGUGAUGGAGCUCGAUGGGGAGUCGCUGUUCCUCAUUUUUUAACCAGGAUAUCCCCAAGCAUCAGCACAAUUGGCCAAAUUCCAGGAAAUUAUCUUACCACUGGAUGGCCUGGCUAAUGAAUGGCGCCAUCUGCACAUUUUUACAAACUCUAGUGUCAUUGCCUAAGAUUUACCCUCUUUAGGGUAAAGAACUCUCAGAAUCUCCUGCCUCACAGAUAGAUGUCCCAAAAUAUCAGCCAGGGUCUUAGAUGUCUCUACCCAUACACAGGCCACAGUACAAGGUCUCACCAGGACACCCUCAUCCCCUCUGUAGUAGCUGAGGCAUUCUUGUCGUUUCCCAGAAUACACAAUGCUGAGCUGUUGAAGAAGGAUUCAGUGGGAUUUUCAUCUCCCUCACUAGCCUCAGGCUCCAGUUUGCAAGAGUGCUGUAUAGCUUAUUUAAACAAGCACUAAUUCGAUUAAAUAUGGUGUGUUUCAGUCAUCAAAUAUCAGAGGCGAAUUAUGAGUGGUCUGGUUCCAUUUUUUGUUGUUUGCUGAUAGCUUUGGAACUUCAUCCCCCUUAUUCUCCAUGCCCACAUCUGGACAAGCUGAUAAGAAAGCUGGGUGCUCUCUCCUUUGACACCAGCAGAAGAUUGAAACCACAUAAGCCUUCACCUAUGCUUGGCAAUCCUCCCACCCAGCAUACCCACUGACCACAAUAAAGACCCUAAGUCAGUGUCCCUUUCUUGACUGUCCUCAGGCCAUUUCAGAUCAGUUUGAGAGGCCUUCCCCACUCCCCAGAUACCUCCUUUCCAUGCCUUCAAAAAAAAGAAGAAGCACUAAGCACUCUCUGGCCCCCAUACCUUCCACUCUGCUCUUUGGUUUAUGGGCAUCAACAAAUUCCUCUGUGUUGUGACUUCUCUGAAAGUUCCCUUCAACUUCCUGGGUUGUUUUGUGUUUUUUUUUUUUUAAAUAUUUUAUUUAUUUAUUUAUUUAUUUGAGAGAGACCAUGAGCAAAGGGAGAGGUGGAGGGAAAGUGAGAAG
This is a messenger RNA of Ailuropoda melanoleuca (giant panda), 7355 nucleotides long. It is a transcript of the gene ZNF16, whose product is annotated as zinc finger protein 16. The transcript has 3 exons. The record is from RefSeq and is a predicted model, not a curated record. The coding region runs from base 257 to 2299 and encodes 680 amino acids. NCBI's taxonomy places the organism in Eukaryota, Metazoa, Chordata, Mammalia, Carnivora, Ursidae.